Molecule: messenger RNA, 24799 nt
Organism: Mustela lutreola (European mink)
Lineage: Eukaryota; Metazoa; Chordata; Mammalia; Carnivora; Mustelidae
Gene: OBSCN
Product: obscurin, cytoskeletal calmodulin and titin-interacting RhoGEF
Biological process (GO): protein phosphorylation
Molecular function (GO): protein binding; protein kinase activity; guanyl-nucleotide exchange factor activity
Source: RefSeq, a predicted model, not a curated record
GUCUGCCUGUCCUUUCGUCCCCGUCCAGUCUGAGGACCGGCCAGAGAGUGGGCUGCUGGGUGGGAGCCGUGUCAGUCCUGGGCCCGUGGAGGGAGGUGAGACCCAGCAGCCCCUGUUCCAUCUUCUGUGCCCUACGCCUGGGUGCUGCUCCCAGCCUCCCGUAGAGACAGGUCCUUCCUGCCGCCCCCACCCCCACCAUGGAUCACUCAUUCAGUGGGGCACCCCGAUUCCUGACCCGGCCCAAGGCCUUCAUGGUGUCGGUGGGCAAGGACGCCACGCUGAGCUGCCAGAUCGUGGGCAACCCCACGCCGCAGGUGAGCUGGGAGAAGGACCAGCAGCCUGUAGAGGCGGGUGCUCGCUUCCGCCUGGCCCAAGACGGCGACCUGUACCGUCUCACCAUCUUAGACCUGGCACUGGGCGACAGCGGGCAGUACGUGUGCCGCGCACGCAACGCCAUCGGUGAGGCCUUCGCGGCUGUGGGCCUGCAGGUGGACGCUGAGGCCGCCUGCGCAGAGCAGGUGCCCCACUUUCUCCUGCGGCCCACGUCCAUCCGCGUGCGCGAGGGCGCCGAGGCCACGUUCCGCUGUCGCGUGCGCGGCUCGCCGCCUAUGGCCGUGAGCUGGGCCAAAGACGGGCGGCGCUUGGGCUCGCCUGACGCCCCCAGAGUGCGCGUGGAGGCCAGCGGCGAGGCGAGCGCGCUGUGCAUCCAGGCAACGCGGGCCCGGGACGGCGGCACCUACACGGUGCGCGCCGAGAACCCGCUGGGCGCUGCCAGUGCCGACGCAGCGCUCACCGUGGAGGCGGAUGCGGACGCGGCGGGCCCUCCCGGGGCCUCCACUGCUGCGCUUCUGGCGCACCUGAAGCGGCGGCGCGAGGCGAUACGCGCGGACAGCGCCCCGGCCUCGCCACCGGGUUCCGGCACGCGCACAUGCACCGUGACUGAAGGCAAGCACGCGCGCCUCAGCUGCUACGUGACGGGGGAGCCAAAGCCAGAGACCGUGUGGAAGAAGGAUGGGCAGCUGGUGGUCGAGGGCCGGCGCCACGUGGUGUACGAGGACGCCCAGGAGAACUUCGUGCUCAAGAUCCUCUUCUGUAAACAGUCGGACCGGGGCCUCUACACCUGCACGGCCUCCAACCUGGUGGGCCAGACUUACAGCUCCGUGCUGGUCGUCGUCCGAGAGCCCGCGGUGCCCUUCAGAAAGCGGCUGCAGGACCUGGAGGUGCGGGAGAAAGAGUCGGCCACGUUCCAGUGCGAGGUGGAGCUGCCGGCCACGGAGGCCGCGUGGUACAAGGAGGAGACGCGGCUGUGGGCCAGCGCCAAGUACGGCAUCGAGGAGGAGGGCACUGAGCGCCGGCUGACGGUGCGCAACGUCUCGGCCGACGACGACGCCGUCUACGUCUGCGAGACGGCGGAGGGCAGCCGCACGGUGGCGGAGCUCGCGGUGCAAGGCAACCUCAUCCGGAAGCUCCCGAGGAAGACCGCGGUGCGAGUGGGGGACACGGCCAUGUUCUGUGUGGAGCUGGCCCAGCCCGAGGACUCCAUCCACUGGCUGAGGAACCAGGAGGAGGUGGUGGCCGGGGGUCGCGUGGCCAUCACCACAGAAGGCACGUGCCACACGCUGACCAUCUCCAAGUGCAGCCUGGAGGACAUGGGCGAGGUGGCCUUCAUGGCUGGGGACUGCCGGACAACGACACAGUUCUUUGUGUCUGCCCCUAGGAAGCCGCCGCUGCAUGCGCCUGAGGCCCCCAUGGUGAAAUCCAGGACAGAGUGCUCCGUGACCCUUGGCUGGUCCCCACCACCCCACGGGGACCGCCCUGUCCCCAUCGAUGGUUAUCUGGUGGAGAAGAAGCGGCUUGGCGCCCACACCUGGAGCCGGUGCCACGAGGCUGAGUGGGUGGGUGCGCAGGAGCUGACUGUGGCCAGCGUGUCUGAGGAGGGGGACUUCCAGUUCCGGGUGUCCGCUCUGAACAGCUUUGGCCACAGCCCCUACCUCGAGUUCCCAGGGACUGUGCACCUGACCCCCCAGCUUGCUGUGAGGACGCCCCUGAAGGCAGUGGAGGCUGUGGAGGGUGGUGAGGUGACCUUCUCCGUGGACCUCACUUUGGCCUUGGCGGGAGAGUGGUUCCUGGACGGGCAGGCCCUGAAGGCCAGCAGCAUGUACAUGAUCCGUCAGGACGGCACACGGCAUGCCCUCACCAUCCACUCAGUGUCCGCCAGCAUGCACGGUGCUGAGCUCAAGUUCGUGGCCAAUGGCAUUGAAAGCAGCAUCCGCAUGGAGGUCCGAGCGGCCCCAGGGAUGACCACUAGGCGUCCAGUCACAGCUGUGAGGGAAGUGCUGGCCCAGCUGCAUGAGGAGGCACAGCUGCUGGCUGAGCUGUCAGACCAGGCUGCAGCGGUGACAUGGCUGAAGGAUGGCCACGUGUUGCCACCAGGCCCCAAGUAUGAGGUGCAGGCCAUGGCCGGACAGCGGGCACUGCUGGUGCGGGAUGUGGUGCGAGAUGAUGCUGGCCUCUACGAGUGUGUCAGCCGUGGGGGCCGCAUCGCCUACCAGCUCCUGGUGCAAGGGCUCACUCCCUUUCUGCACAAAGACACUGCUGGUGGCUGUGUGGAUGCUGUGGCUGGAGGCCCAGCCCACUUCGAAUGCGAGACCUCGGAGGCCCAUGUGAGUGUGCACUGGUACAAGGAUGGAGUGGAGCUCAAGCGCUCCAGCCAGCGCUUCUUGCAGGAGGACGUGGGUUCACGGCACCGGCUGGUGGCAACCUCGGUCACCAGGCAGGAUGAGGGUACCUACUCGUGCCGUGUGGGCGAGGACUCCGUGGACUUCCAGUUGCGUGUCUCCGAGCCCUCUGCAGUGUUUGCCAAGGAGCAGCCAGCACGCAGUGAGGUGCUCUGCAAGGCAGGGGCCAGUGCCACCCUGAGCUGUGAGGUGGCCCAGGCCCAGACAGAGGUGACGUGGUACAAGGACGGGAAGAAGCUGAGUGCGAGCUCCAACGUGCACGUGGAGGCCAAGGGCUGCAGCAGGCGGCUGGUGGUGCAGCAGGCGGGGAAAGCGGACGCCGGGGAGUACAGCUGCGAGGCCGGGGGCCAGAAGGUGUCCUUUCGCCUGGACGUCACAGAACCUGCAUUAGUGUUUGCCAAGGACCAGCCAGCAUUCAGGGAGGUGCAGGCCAAGGCAGGGUCCAGUGCCACCCUGAGCUGUGAGGUGGCCCAGGACAAGACAGAGGUGACGUGGUACAAGGAUGGGAAGAAGCUGAGUGCAAGCUCCAACAUGCACGUGGAAGCCAAGGGCUGCAGCAGGCGGCUGGUGGUGCAGCAGGCAGGGAAGGUGGAUGCCGGGGAGUACAGCUGCGAGGCAGGGGGCCAGAAGGUGUCCUUCCACCUGGAUGUCACAGAGCCCUCCGUGGUGUUUGCCAAGGAGCAGCCAGCACGCAGUGAAGUGCAGGCCAAGGCAGGGUCCAGUGCCACCCUGAGCUGUGAGGUGGCCCAGGCCCAGACAGAGGUGACGUGGUACAAGGACGGGAAGAAGCUGAGUGCGAGCUCCAACGUGCACGUGGAGGCCAAGGGCUGCAGCAGGCGGCUGGUGGUGCAGCAGGUGGGGAAGGCAAAUGCUGGGGAGUACAGCUGCGAGGCCGGGGGCCAGAAGGUGUCCUUCUGCCUGGACGUCACAGAGCCCUCUGUGGCAUUUGCCAAGGAGCAGCCAGCACGCAGUGAGGUGCAGACCAAGGCGGGGACCAGUGCCACACUGAGCUGUGAGGUGGCCCGGGACAAGACGGAGGUGACAUGGUACAAGGACGGAAAGAAGCUGAAUGCGAGCUCCAAAAUAUGCAUGGAGGCUAAGGGUUGCAAGAGGCAGCUGGUGGUGCAACAGGCGGGGAAAGCAGAUGCUGGGGAGUACAUCUGUGAGGCUGGGGGCCAGAAGCUGUCCUUCCACCUGGAUGUUGCAGAGCCUCCAGCUGUGUUUGCCAGGGAGCAGCCAGCACGCAGGGAGGUGCAGGCCAAGGCGGGGGCCAGCGCCACCCUGAGCUGUGAGGUGGCCCAUGCACAGACGGAGGUGACAUGGUACAAGGACGGGAAGAAGCUGAGUGCGAGCUCCAACGUGCACAUGGAGGCCAAGGGCUGCAGCAGGCGGCUGGUGGUGCAGCAGGCGGGGAAGGCGGACGCCGGGGAGUACAGCUGCGAGGCUGGGGGCCAGAAGGUGUCCUUCCGCCUGGAUGUCACAGAACCCUCUGUGGUGUUUGCCAAGGAGCAGCCAGCACGCAGUGAAGUGCAGGCCAAGGCAGGGUCCAGUGCCACCCUGAGCUGUGAGGUGGCCCAGGCCCAGACAGAGGUGACGUGGUACAAGGACGGGAAGAAGCUGAGUGCGAGCUCCAACGUGCACAUGGAGGCCAAGGGUCGCAACAGACGGCUGGUGGUGCAGCAGGCAGGGAAGAUGGACGCUGGGGAGUAUAGCUGCGAGGCUGGGGGCCAGAAGGUGUCCUUCCGCUUGGACGUCACAGAACCUACACUGGUGUUUGCCAAGGGCCAGCCAGUACACAAGGAGGUGCAGGCCAAGGCAGGGGCCAGUGCUACCCUGAGCUGUGAGGUGGCCCAGGCCCAGACAGAGGUGACGUGGUACAAGGACGGGAAGAAGCUGAGUGCGAGCUCCAAUGUGCACGUGGAGGCCAAGGGCUGCAGCAGGCGGCUGGUGGUGAAGCAGGCGGAGAAGGCGGACACUGGGGAGUACAGCUGCGAGGCCGGGGGCCAGAAGGUGUCCUUCCGCCUGGACGUCACAGAGCCGGCUGCUGUGUUUGUCAAGGAUCAGCCAAUGAACAGUGAGGUACAGGCCAAGGCAGGGGCCAGUGCCACCCUGAGCUGUGAGGUGGCCCAGGCCCAGACAGAGGUGACGUGGUACAAGGACGGGAAGAAGCUGAGUGCGAGCUCCAACGUGCACGUGGAGGCCAAGGGCUGCAGCAGGCGGCUGGUGGUGAAGCAGGCGGGGAAGGCGGACACCGGGGAGUACAGCUGCGAGGCCGGGGGCCAGAAGGUGUCCUUCCGCCUGGACGUCACAGAACCCUCUGUGGUGUUUGCCAAGGAGCAGCCAGCACGCAGUGAAGUGCAGGCCAAGGCAGGGUCCAGUGCCACCCUGAGCUGUGAGGUGGCCCAGGCUCAGACAGAGGUGACGUGGUACAAGGACGGGAAGAAGCUGAGUGCGAGCUCCAACGUGCACGUGGAGGCCAAGGGCUGCAGCAGGCGGCUGGUGGUGAAGCAGGCGGGGAAGGCGGACACCGGGGAGUACAGCUGCGAGGCAGGGGGCCAGAAGGUGUCUUUCCACCUGGAUGUCACAGAACCCUCUGUGGUGUUUGCCAAGGAGCAGCCAGCAUGCAGUGAGGUGCUCUGCAAGGCGGGGUCCAGCGCCACCCUGAGCUGUGAGGUGGCCCAGGCCCAGACGGAGGUGACGUGGUACAAGGACGGGAAGAAGCUGAGUGCGAGCUCCAACGUGCACGUGGAGGCCAAGGGCUGCAGCAGGCGGCUGGUGGUGCAGCAGGCAGGGAAGGCGGACGCCGGGGAGUACAGCUGCGAGGCCGGGGGCCAGAAGGUGUCCUUCCGCCUGGAUGUCACAGAACCCUCUGUGGUGUUUGCCAAGGAGCAGCCAGCAUGCAGUGAAGUGCAGGCCAAGGCGGGGUCCAGUGCCACCCUGAGCUGUGAGGUGGCCCAGGCCCAGACAGAGGUGACGUGGUACAAGGACGGGAAGAAGCUGAGUGCGAGCUCCAACGUGCACAUGGAGGCCAAGGGCUGCAGCAGGUGGCUGGUGGUGCAGCAGGCAGGGAAGGCGGAUGCCGGGGAGUACAGCUGCGAUGCGGGAGGCCAGAAGGUGUCCUUCCGCCUGGACGUCACAGAGCUGGAGCCCGAGUCCCCCGCCCUGGAGAGACCUGGCCACAGGGAGCCUCUGGUGGUCAGGGAGCAUGAGGACAUUGUCCUGACAGCCAAGCUGGCCACAUCCUCUGUGGCCGCGGUGACGUGGCUCAAGGAUGGUGUGGAGAUUCGCCGAAGCAAGCGGCACGAAACAGUCAGCCUGGGGGACACCCACACCCUGACCAUCCACGGGGCCCAGACCCUGGACAGUGCAGUCUACAGCUGCCGUGUGGGCACGGCAGGGCAGCACUUCCCUGUGCAGGUGGAAGAGGUGGCCACCAAGUUCUGCCAGCCCCUGGAGCCUGUGAGCGGGGAGCUGGGGGGCACGGUGACGCUGGUGUGCGAGCUGAGCCCGCCCCAGGCCGAGGUCGUGUGGCGCUGCGGGAGCAUACAGCUCCGGGCUGGGAAGCGCUUCCAGAUUGAAGCCACAGGGCCCCGGCGCUGCCUCACGGUGUCAGGCCUGCGGCUGGAGGAUGCGGGGGAGUACACGUGUGAGACUCGUAACGACCGCACCAGCGCGCAGCUCACCGUCAAUGCCCCCCGCACGGUCAAGUUCACAUCAGAGUUGAGGGCGGUGGUGGCCGAGGAAGGUGGAGAGGCCACCUUCCAGUGCGUGGUGUCCCCGGGCGACUCGGCAGUCACGUGGUUCCGGGACGGCGCCUUGCUGAAGCCCAGCCAGAAGUUUCUCAUCUCCCAAAGUAGUUCCAGCCACAGCCUGACCAUCUCUGGCCUGACCCUGGAGGACGCUGGUCAGAUCACUGCAGAGGCUGAGGGUAUCCAGUCCUCAGCUGCUCUCCGGGUGCGAGAGGCUCCGGUGCUAUUCAGAAAGAAGCUGAAACCCCAGACGGUGGAAGAGCGGAGCUCAGUGACCAUGGAGGUGGAGCUGACGCGGCCGUGGCCCGAUGUCAAGUGGACACGGAAUGCAGCCGCUCUGGCGCCAGGCAAGAACGUGGAGAUCCACGCGGAAAGCACCAGUCACCGCUUGGUUCUGCACUGUGUGGGUUUCGCUGACCGUGGCUUCUAUGGGUGCGAGACUCCAGACGACAAGACGCAGGCCAAGCUCACCGUGGAAAUGCGCCGGGUCCAGCUCGUGCGGGGCCUACAGGCGGUGGAGGUGUCCGAGCUGGGCACAGUCAGCAUGGAGGUGGAGCUAUCCCACGCUGACGUGGAGGGCAGCUGGACGCGGGAUGGCCUGCGGCUACAGCCAGGGCCGACGUGCCAGCUGGCCGUGCAUGGCCCCAUCCACACGCUCACGCUGUUGGACCUGCGGCCACAGGAUGGCGGCCUCGUCACCUUCAAAGCUGAGGGGGUGCACACGUCCGCGCGGCUCAUGGUAACCGAGCUGCCUGUGAGGUUCAGCCGCCCCCUGAAGGACAUGGUGGCCACAGAGAAGGACAAGGUGACCCUGGAGUGUGAGCUGUCACGCCCCAAUGUGGAUGUGCGCUGGCUGAAGGACGGUGUGGAGCUGCGGGUGGGCAAGACAGUGGGCAUGGUGGCCCAGGGUGCCUGUCGGAGUCUCAUCAUUUACCGGUGUGAGCUCGGGGACCAGGGCGUGUACGUGUGUGACGCCCACGACGCUCAGAGCUCAGCCUCCCUGAAGGUGCAAGGUCGCAAGGUCCAGAUCGUGAGGCCCCUGGAGGACGUGGAGGUGAUGGAGAAGGAGGGUGCCACGUUCUCCUGUGAGGUCUCGCUCGACGAGGUGCCGGCCCAGUGGUUCUGGGAGGGCACUAAGCUUCGGCCCAGUGACAACGUGCGCACCCGUCAGGAAGGAAGGAAAUACACUCUCAUCUUCCGGAAGGUCCUGGCAGAAGAUGCCGGGGAGAUCAAAUUUGUCGCAGAAAAUGCAGAAUCACGAGCACAGCUCCGAGUGAAAGAACUGCCAGUGGCCAUCCUGCGGCCGUUGCGGGACAAGAUAGCCAUGGAGAAGCACCGCGGCGUGCUGGAGUGCCAGCUGUCUCGGGCCAGUGCGCAGGUACAGUGGUUCAAGGGCAGCGUGGAACUACAGCCCGGGCCCAAGUACGAGAUGGUCAGCGACGGCCUCUACCGGAAGCUAAUCAUCAAGGAUGUGCAGCCCGAGGAUGAGGACAUGUACACCUGCAACGCUGGAGAUGUGAAGACCAGCGCCCAGUUCUUCGUGGAAGAGCAAUCCAUCACCAUCGUGCGCGGUCUACAGGACGUGACCGUGAUGGAGCCUGCCCCCGCCUGGUUCGAGUGCGAGACCUCCAUUCCGUCGGUGCGGCCGCCCAAGUGGUUCCUGGGAAAGACGAUGCUGCAGGCGGGGUCGAACGUGAGCAUGGAGCAGGAGGGCACCGUGCAUCGCCUGACUCUGCGGCGCACCUGCUCCACCAUGACCGGGCCUGUGCACUUCACCAUCGGCAAGUCGCGCUCCACCGCACGCCUGGUGGUCUCAGACAUCCCGAUGGUGCUCACGCGGCCGCUGGAGCCCAAGGCGGGGCGCGAGCAGCAGUCGGUGGUCCUGUCCUGCGACUUCAAGCCGCCCCCCAAGGCUGUGCAGUGGUACAAGGAAGACACUCCCCUGGCACCCUCUGAGAAGUUCAAGAUGAGCCUGGAGGGCCACAUGGCGGAGCUGCGAAUCCUCCGCCUCACACCCGCGGACGCCGGCAUCUACCGGUGCCAAGCAGGCAGCGCCCAGAGCAGCACGGAGGUCACCGUGGAAGCGCGCGAGGUGACCGUGACACAGCCAUUGCAGGACAUAGAAGUCACGGAGGAGAGCCGAGCCUCUUUCUUCUGUGAGCUGUCCCAUGAGGACGAGGAGCUGGAGUGGUCACUCAACGGCACGCCUCUGUACAACGACAGCUUCCAUGAGAUCACCCACGAGGGCCAGCGCCACACGCUGGUGCUGAAGCGGGUUAGGCGGGCGGAUGCGGGCACCGUGCGCGCCUCCUCCCCCAAGGUGUCGGCCACUGCCCGCCUGGAGGUCAAAGCAAAGCCAGUGGUGUUCCUGAAGGCUCUCGAUGAUGUGUCUGCGGAGGAGCGGGGCACACUGGCCCUGCAGUGCGAGGUCUCGGACCCCCAGGCCCGCGUGGUGUGGCGGAAAGACAGCGUGGAACUGGGCCCCAGCGACAAGUACGACUUCUUGCACACGGCGGGCACGCGUGGGCUUGUGGUGCAUGACCUGAGUCGGGACGACACCGGCCUCUACACUUGCAGCGUGGGCUCCGAGGAGACCCGCGCCAGAGUCAGUGUGCACGACUUACACGUGGGCAUCACCAAGAGGCUGAAGAUGGUGGAGGUGCUGGAGGGCCAGAGCUGCACGUUCGAGUGUGUUCUGUCCCACGAGAACACCAGCGACGUGGCCACGUGGACUGUAGGUGGGAAGACAGUGGGUGGCUCGGGCCGCUUCCGGGCCAGCCGCCAGGGCCGCAAGUACACCCUGGCUAUCCAAGAUGCUGCUCCUAGUGACGCUGGGGAGGUGAUGUUCUCCAUACUGGACCUCACCUCCAAGGCCUCCCUCAUCGUCCGAGAGAGGCCCGCGGACAUUGUGAAGCCCCUAGAAGACCAGCAGGCUGCUCCGGGAGAGGAUGUGGUGCUGAGCUGUGAGCUGUCCCGGGCCGGCACCCCAGUGCGCUGGCUGAGGGACGGGAAGGCCAUUCGCAAGAGUCAGAAGUAUGACCUCGUCGUGGAUGGCCCUCGGGCCAUGCUGGUGGUCCAUGCUGUCUCGCCCAAGGAUUCCGGCGAGUACACGUGUGAGACAGAGGCUUCCAAGAGCACAGCGAGCCUCCGUGUGGAAGAAAAGGCAAACCAGUUCACGGAGGAGCUGGCUGAUCUGCAGGGGACGGAGAAGGGCACGGCCGUGUUUGUGUGCAGGACUGAGCGGCCUGCCGCUGUGGUGAUCUGGCGUAAGGGGCUUACGGAGCUGCUUGCCUCAGGGAAGCACACACCCAGCCAGGAUGGCCUGACCCUGAAGCUGACCAUCAGUGCCCUGACCAAGGCAGACAGUGACACCUACACCUGCGACAUUGGCCAGGCCUGCUCCCAGGCCCGGCUCCUGGUGCAGGGCCAGAGGGUGCUCAUCACAGAGGACCUGGAGGAUGUGGAGGUACGCGAGGGCUCGUCAGCCACCUUCUCCUGCCGCAUCUCCCCCCCCGACUAUGGGCCGGUGCAGUGGUUCCUGGAUCAGACGCCCCUGCACCCCAAUGAGCUCAAUGAGAUCCAGGCUCAGCCCGGCGGGUACCAUGUGCUCACCCUUCGGCAGCUGGCUCUCAAGGACUCAGGCACCAUCCACUUUGAGGCGGGGGACCAGCGGGCCUCAGCCACACUGCAGGUCACAGAAAAGCUGAGUGUGUUCUCCCGUGAGCUCACAGACACUACUGUCACGGAGGGGGAGGACCUGACCCUGAUCUGUGACACCACCACCUCGGACAGCCCCGUGUCCUGGACCAAGGACGGGAAGGCCCUGCGGCCAUCGGCUCGCUGCCAGCUGAGCCAGGAGGGCCACCGGGCACAGCUGGUCAUUACUGGAGCCACCCUGCAGGAUGGUGGGCGCUACAAGUGUGAGUCUGGGGGAUCCUGGACCAGCUCCAUUGUCAGGGUCCACGCACGGCCAGCACGUUUCCGUGAGGGGCUGAAGGACCUGGAGGUGCUGGAGGGCGGGGCUGCCACUCUGCGCUGCAAGCUGUCGUCUGUGGUCACACCUGUGGAAUGGCGCCGUGGAGAGGAGGUUCUGCGGCCUGGGCCUAAGUACAGUUUGCAUCAGGAGGGCACAGUGCUUGAGCUGGUGGUCCGGGACCUGCGGCCCCAGGACAGCGGACCAUACUCCUGCUGCUUCGGGGACCAAAGGACCAUGGCCACGCUCACUGUGAAGGCCUCACCUGCUGAGUUCAUAGGGAGAAUGAGAAGCAAGGAGGCCACGGAAGGGGCCACAGCCACAUUGCGCUGUGAGCUGAGCAAGGAGGCCCCUGUGGAGUGGAAGAAGGGGUCCGAGACCCUCAGAGCUGGGGACAGAGUCAGUCUGAGGCAGGAUGGGACCACGUGUGAGCUGGAGAUCCGUGGCCUGGCUGUGGCAGAUGCCGGGGAGUACUCGUGUGUGUGCGGGCAGGAGAAAACAUCAGCCACGCUGACCAUCAAGGCCCUGCCUGCUGAAUUCAUAGGGAGACUGAGAAGCAAGGAGGCCAUGGAAGGGGCCACGGCCAUGCUGCGCUGUGAGCUGAGCAAGGCAGCCCCUGUGGAGUGGAGGAAGGGGUCCGAGACCCUCAGAGCUGGGGACAGAGUCAGCCUGAGGCAGGAUGGGACCGUGUGUGAGCUAGAGAUCCGUGACCUGGCUGUGGCAGAUGCUGGGGAGUACUUGUGUGUAUGCGGACAGGAGAGGACAUCGGCCACGCUGACCAUCAAAGCCCUUCCUGCCAAGUUCACAAAAAGUUUCAAGGCUGAGGAGGCCAUGGAAGGGGCCACGGCCAUGCUGCACUGUGAGCUGAGCAAGGCAGCCCCUGUGGAGUGGAGGAAGGGGUCCGAGACCCUCAGAGCUGGGGACAGAGUCAGCCUGAGGCAGGAUGGGACCACGUGUGAACUGGAGAUCCGUGGCCUGGCGGUGGCAGAUGCUGGGGAAUACUCAUGUGUAUGUGGGCAGGAGAAGACAUCAGCCAUGCUGACCAUCAGGGCCCUGCCUGCCAAGUUCACCAAGGGCCUGAGGAAGGAAGAGGCCACAGAAGGGGCCACGGCCACGCUGCGCUGUGAGCUUAACAAGGAGGCCCCCGUGGAGUGGAAGAAGGGGUCUGAGACCCUCAGAUCUGGAGACAGAGUCAGCCUGAGGCAGGAUGGGACCACGUGUGAGCUGGCGAUCCGUGGCCUGGCCCUGGCAGAUGCCGGGGAGUACUUAUGUGUGUGCGGGCAGGAGAUGACAUCAGCCACACUGACCGUCAGGGCCCUGCCUGCCAAGUUCACCAAGAGCCUGAGGAAGGAAGAAGCCACGGAAGGGGCCACGGCCACGCUGCACUGUGAGCUGAGCAAGGAGGCCCCCGUGGAGUGGAAGAAGGGAUCUGAGACCCUCAGAGCUGGAGACCGAGUCAGCCUGAGGCAGGAUGGGACCACGUGUGAGCUGGAGAUCCGUGGCCUGGCCAUGGCAGAUGCCGGGGAGUACUCGUGUGUGUGCGGGAAGGAGAGGACAUCAGCCAUGCUGACUGUCAGGGCGCUGCCUGCUCAGUUCAUCCAAGAUCUGAAGAUCAAGGAGGCCUCAGAAGGAGCCACAGCCACACUGCAUUGUGAGCUGAGCAAGGAGGCCCCCGUGGAGUGGAAAAAGGGGUCCGAGACCCUCAGAGCUGGGGACAGAGUCAGCCUGAGGCAGGAUGGGACCACGUGUGAGCUGGAGAUCCGUGGCCUGGCUGUGGCAGAUGCCGGGGAGUACUCGUGUGUGUGCGGGCAGGAGAGGACAUCAGCCAUGCUGACCGUCAGGGCCCUGCCUGCCAAGUUCACCAAGGGCCUGAGGAAGGAAGAAGCCACGGAAGGGGCCACGGCCACGCUGCACUGUGAGCUGAGCAAGGAGGCCCCCGUGGAGUGGAAGAAGGGAUCUGAGACUCUCAGAGCUGGGGACAGAGUCAGCCUGAGGCAGGAUGGGACCACGUGUGAGCUGGAGAUCCGUGGCCUGGCCAUGGCAGAUGCCGGGGAGUACUCGUGUGUGUGCGGGCAGGAGAGGACAUCAGCCACUCUGACUAUCAGGGCCCUGCCUGCCAAGUUCACAAAAAGUCUAAGGGAUGAGGAGGCCACAGAAGGUGCCACAGCUAUGCUGCGCUGUGAGCUGAGCAAGGCAGCCCCUGUGGAGUGGAGGAAGGGGUCCGAGACCCUCAGAUCUGGGGACAGAGUCAGCCUGAGGCAGGAAGGGACCGUGUGUGCGCUGGAGAUCUGUGGCCGCGUGACGGAUGCUGCAAAGUACUCAUGCAUGUGUGGGCAGGAGAGGACGUUGGCAAAGCUUACUGUCAUGUCCCCACAGGUGGUAUUCAGGGAGCCCCUGCAGAGCCUGCAGGCUGAGGAGGGGGCCUCGGUCACCCUACGGUGUGAGCUGUCCCAGCCCAACGCCACCGUGGUCUGGAGCAAGGGCGGCCUGGAGGUGCAGGCUGACGGGCGCAGGGAGCCUCGGCAGCGGGGCCCCACGGUGGAGCUUGUACUGAGGGACCUGCGCCGGGAGGAUGCGGGCGAAUACGCAUGUGCCUGUGGACCCCAGGCCACCAGUGCCACCCUCAUUGUUACAGCUGCACCUGUGCGGUUCCUGCGGGAGUUGCAGGCCCAGGAGGUGGACGAGGGCGCCACGGCGCGCCUGCGCUGCGAGCUGAGCCGAGAGGGCGCCAGCGUGGAGUGGCGCAAAGGGUCCCUGCAGCUCUUCCCGUGCGCCAAAUACCAGAUGGUGCAGGAGGGCAGGACUGCUGAGCUGCUGGUGCGGGGCGUGGAGCCUGAGGACUCUGGCCACUACACCUGCAACGCGGGCGACUCGCAGAGCACUGCUAGCCUCUCCAUCCGAGCCCCUAGGCCUAUAUUCCAGGAGGAGCUGCAGAGCACGGAGCAGGAGGCCGGCAGUGUGGCCUGGCUGCGCUGUGAGCUGAGUGGGACAGAGACCGGUGUCCCUGUGCAGUGGCUCAAGGAGGGUGUGGAGCUGCACGGGGGCCCCAAAUAUGAGAUAAGGCGCCUGGGGACCACAUGUGAGCUGCUGAUCCACGGGCUGGAGGCCAAGGACACGGGCGAGUAUGUCUGUGUGGCUGGCGGCCGGAAAACCGUGGCCUCUGUCAGGGUCAGAGAGCCGGAGGUGACCAUUGUGCGGGGGCUGGAGGAUGCCGAGGUGCAGGUGGAUGGGGACGUGGAGUUCACUUGUGAGGUGUCACGGGAUGGAGUCACCAAUGUGGAGUGGCGUCUCCAGGGCCUGCCGCUGCAGAACAAUGAGGUGACGGAAGUGUCCGUGCGGGGAGGCCGCACCCACACUCUCCGGCUGACGGGCGUGACCCCCGAGGAUGCAGGCACCAUCUCUUUCCACGUGGGCGUCCACACGUCCUCUGCCCAGCUCACUGUCCGAGUCCCUGAGGUGACCAUUCUGGAGCCCCUGCAGGACCUGCAGCUCAGCGAGGGCCAGGAUGCCCAUUUCAGAUGCCAGCUGUCCAGAGCCUCUGGCCAGGAGGCCCGCUGGGCCCUGGGAGGGGUACCGCUGCAGGCCAAUGAGAUGAAUGACAUCACUGUAGAAGAUGGCACGCUCCAUCGCCUCACCCUGCACAAGGUGACCCUAGAGGAUGCUGGAACCAUCAGCUUCCAAGUGGGCUCAUGUAGCUCGGAGGCCCAGUUAAAGGUCACAGCCAAGAACACAGUGCUGCGUGGCCUGGAGAACGUGGACGCGCUGGAAGGUGGCGAGGCGCUGUUCGAGUGCCAGCUGUCGCGCCCCGAGGUGGCUGCCCACAGCUGGCUGCUGGACGAUGAGCCCGUGCACACGUCGGAGAACGCAGAGGUGGUCUACUUUGACAAUGGACUGCGUCACCUGCUGCUGCUCAAGAACCUGCGUCCGCAGGAUAGCUGCCGGGUCACCUUUCUGGCGGGGGAUGUGGUGACGUCUGCGUUCCUCACGGUCAGAGGCUGGCGCCUGGACGUACUGGAGCCGCCGCAAGAUGCCACGGUGCGAGCCGGGGUGCAAGCCCGCUUCAGCUGCAUGCUCAGCGAGGCGGUGCCGGUGGGCGAGGCGACCUGGUACAUCAAUGGGACUGCUGUGCAGCCCGACGACCCUGACUGGAUGGUCACCGCAGAUGGCAGCCACCAUGCCUUGUUGCUGCGCAGUGCCCAGAUGCACCAUGCUGGCGAAGUCACCUUUGCUGCCCGCGAUGCCGUGGCCUCUGCACGGCUCACGGUGCUGGGCAUCCCGGAUCCCCCAGAGGACGCCGAGGUGGUGGCUAGGAGCAGCCGCUCUGUGACACUGUCAUGGGUGGCACCCGCAAGCGACGGUGGCGGCGGUCUCUGUGGCUAUCGUGUGGAGAUGAAGGCGGCCGCCACGGGCGAGUGGCGCCUGUGCCAUGAACUGGUGCCUGGGCCUGAGUGCGUGGUGGAUGACCUGGCUCCCGGGGAGACCUACCGCUUCCGAGUGGCUGCUGUGGGCCCAGCAGGGGCUGGGGAGCCCGUGCACCUGCCGCAGACAGUGAGACUGGAGCCCCAGGAGCCUGAACCUGCGCCGCCAGCUCCCGUGCUGAGGGCUCCCGCGUGCCCCGCUCCUGCGCCCCCGGCUCCCACGCACCCCGCUCCUGAGAGCCGGCAGGUGGUUGCCGGCAAGGACGUGUGUUUGGAGUGCGAGGUCACUGAGGCGGGUGAGGUCGUCUGGCUGAAGGGGACGGAGCUCAUCCAGCCCAGCGGGCGCUUCCAAGUUCUCUGCCGGGGUCAGCAGCAGAUGCUGGUCAUCCGGGGAUUCUCGGCGGAGGACCAGGGCGAGUACCGCUGCUGCCGCACCCAGGACCCCACCUCCCCUGCAGCUGCCACUUUCCAGGUGGUGCUGACCCCCGGGUCUGGGGAUGAGACCCCUGCACAGCCCAGCCUCCCCCCUGAGGCAGCCCAGGAGGGCGACCUGCACCUGCUGUGGGAGGCCCUGGCCCGGAAGCGCCGCAUGAGCCGUGAGCCCACGCUAGACUCCAUCAGUGAACUGCCUGAGGAGGAUGGUCGCCUGCAGCAUCUGCGACAGGAGGCAGAGGAAGCAGCCCCUGACCUCUCAGAGGACUACUCCACAGCAGACGAGCUGGCACGAACUGGCGAGGCUGACCUCUCACAUACCAGCUCUGAUGAUGAGUCCCGGGCAGGCACUCCUUCCCUGGUUACCUAUCUCAAGAAGGCUGGGAGGCCCAGCACCUCACCACUGGUCAGCAAGGCUGGGGUCCCCACAGUCCUACCUGGGAAGCCACAGAAGCAUCAGGACCAGCCAACAGCCACUCACCCACCACCGGGAGACCUGAGUGCUGAGGACCUGAGUGACCCAUCCAUGGACAAAGCAGCCGUGAAGAUCCAGGCUGCCUUCAAGGGCUACAAGGUCCGAAAGGAGAUGAAGCAGCAGGAGGGACCUGUGUUCUCCCGCACGUUCAGCGACACUGAGGCACAGGUGGGAGAUGUCCUGCGUCUGGAGUGUGUGGUGUCCAGCAAGGCGGAUGUGCGUGCCCGCUGGCUGAAGGAUGGCAUGGAGCUGGCGGACGGUCGGCACCACCACAUCGACCAACUUAGCGAUGGCACCUGCUCCCUGCUGGUCACGGGCCUGGGCCUGGCAGACGCCGGCUGCUACACCUGUCAGGUGAGCAGCAAGUUUGGCCGCGUGGCCCACAGUGCUUGUGUGGUGGUCAGCGGGACUGAGAGCGAGGCAGAGAGCUCCUCGGGGGGUGAGCUGGACGACGCCUUCCGCCGGGCAGCCCGGCGGCUGCACCGGCUCUUCCGCACCAAGAGCCCGGCUGAGGUCUCAGAUGAAGAGAUCUUCCUCAGUGCGGAUGAGGGAUCCGCAGAGCCCGAGGAGCCUGCAGACCGGCAGAUGUACCGCGAAGACCAGCACUUUGUCCACAUCCGCUUCGAGUCGCGGGACGAGGCCCACCGUGCGGCUACCUGCUUCCGGGAGAUGUUCGGCACCAUGGGCAUCUCAGUGGACAUCUGCCUGUGGGAGCAGGGGCCCAGGGGCGUGGAGAUGCGCAUCAGCAGGCUGGCUCCACCCCCGGCUGCAACGCAGGCGACGGCGCCUUGCCCACUGACUGCGGAGGAGGCCGCCCCGGUGUUCCUGACUGAACUGCAGAACCAGGAGGUGCUGGACGGGUACCCCGUGAGCUUCGACUGCGUGGUGACCGGCCAGCCCGUGCCCACUGUAUGCUGGUUCAAGGAUGGCCGGAUGCUGGAGGAGGACGACCACUAUAUGAUCAGCGAAGACCAGCAGGGCGGUCACCAGCUCAUCAUCACAGCUGUAGUGCCUGCAGACAUGGGCGUAUACCGCUGCAUGGCUGAGAACAGCGUGGGUGUGUCUUCCACCAAGGCCGAGCUCCGCGUGGACCUGACCAGCACAGACUAUGAAACUGCUGCUGAUGCCACGGAGACCUCCUCCUACUUCAGCGCCCAGGGCUACCUGUCCAGCCGGGAGCAAGAGGGCAUGGAAUCAACCUCAGAGGAGGGCCAGCUGCCCCAGGUGGUGGAGGAGCUGAAGGACCUCCAGGUGGCCCCCGGCACACGCCUGGCCAAGUUUCAGCUCAAGGUGAAAGGCUACCCAGCACCCCGACUGUACUGGUUCAAAGACGGGCAGCUCCUGACGGCUUCUGAGCACAUCCACAUGGUGGACAGGAAGACGCUUCACACCCUGGAGGUCGUGUCGGUCACCCGUGAGGAUGCUGGCCAGUACUCAGCCUACAUCAGCAACAAUGUGGGCGCGGCCUAAUCAUCUGCACGGCUGCUGGUCCGAGGCCCUAAAGAUCCCGAAGAGAAGCCUGCGUUGGAUGUGGGCCAACAGCUGGUGCCACCCCGGUUCCUGGAAAGAUUCACCUCCAAGAAAGUAAAGAAAGGUUCCAGCAUCACCUUCUCAGUGAAGGUGGAAGGCUCUCCUGCCCCCACGGUGCAUUGGCUGCGGGAAGAGGCAGAGCGGGGCGUGCUGUGGAUCGGCAGGGACUCACCAGGCUACACGGUGGCCAGCUCGGCCCAGCAGCACAGUCUGGUCCUGCUGGACGUGGGCAGACAGCACCAGGGCACCUACACCUGCAUUGCCACCAAUGCCGCGGGCCAGGCCCUCUGCUCCGCCAGCCUGCACAUCUCCGGCUUGCCCAAGGAGGCGGGUGCCGCGGAGGAGCACGCUGGAGUGAAGGAGGCCCUCAUCUCCACCUUCCUGCAGGGGGCCCAAGCCGUGUCUGCACAGAUGACCGAGACCGCGGGGUUUGCCACUGAUUUUGUUGGGCAGAGGACAGCAGAGCCCACGGUGGUGGAAGCCCAUGGCCACCUGUCCCUGGCUGAGGUGGGCACAGAAGAGUUCCUGCAGAAGCUCACGUCCCAGAUCACUGAGAUCGUGUCGGCCAAGAUCACGCAGGCCAAGCUGCAGGUGCCUGGAGGGGACAGUGAUGAGGAAUCCAAGACACCAUCCGCAUCCCCCCGGCACGGCCGUUCCCGCCCCUCCUCCAGUGUCCAGGAGUCGUCCUCAGAGUCGGAGGACGGGGACUCCCGAGGCGAGAUCUUCGAUAUCUAUGUGGUCACGGCUGACUACCUGCCCUUGGGGGCCGAGCCGGAUGCCAUCUCCCUGAGGGAGGGCCAGUACGUGGAGGUGCUGGACUCGGCCCACCCCCUGCGCUGGCUUGUGCGCACCAAGCCCACCAAGUCCAGCCCCUCACGGCAAGGCUGGGUGUCCCCUGCCUACCUAGACAAGCGGCUCAAGCUGUCGCCCGAGUGGGGGCCCACUGAGGCCCCCGAGUUCCCAGGGGAGGCCGUGUCUGAAGAUGAAUACAAGAUGAGGCUGAGCUCUAUCAUCCAGGAGCUGCUGAGCUCUGAGCAGGCCUUUGUGGGCAAGCUGCAGUUCCUGCAGAAGCACCACAUCCAGCACCUGGACCACUGCCCGCACGUGCCCACGGCCGUGGCCAGCCAGAAAGCAGUCAUCUUCCGCAACGUGCAGGACAUCAGCCACUUCCACAGCAGCUUCCAGCGGGAGCUGCAGAGCUGUGACACCGAUGACGACGUGGCCAUGUGCUUCAUCAAGAACCAGGCAGCCUUUGAGAAGUACCUGGAGUUCCUGGUGGGCCGUGUGCAGGCUGAGUCAGCAGUGGUGGGCACAGCUGUGCAGGAGUUCUACAAGAAGUACACAGAGGAGGUGCUGUCGGCUGCAGACCCGUCGCAGCCGCCCCCGCCGCCCCUGCAGCACUUCCUGGAGCAGCCCGUGGAGCGGGUCCAGCAGUACCAGGCCCUGCUCAAGGAGCUGAUCCGCAACAAGGCGAGGAACGGGCAGAACUGUGCGCUUCUGGAGCAGGCCUACGCGGUGGUGUCCGCCCUGCCGCAGCGUGCGGAGAACCAGCUGCACGUGUCGCUCAUGGAGAACUACCCAGGCACCCUGGAGGCACUGGGCGAGCCCAUUCGCCAGGGCCACUUCAUUGUAUGGGAGGGGGCACCGGGCGCGCGGAUGCCCUGGAAGGGCCAUCACCGCCACGUCUUCCUGUUCCGCCACCACCUGGUGGUCUGCAAGCCCAGAAGGGAUUCCCGCACCGACACUUUUAGCUACAUCUUCCGGAACAUGAUGAAGCUGAGCAGCAUCGACCUGAAUGACCAGGUGGAGGGUGACGACCGUGCCUUCGAGAUCUGGCAUGAGCGGGAGGACUCGGUGCGCAAGUACCUGCUGCAGGCGCGCACGGUCAUCACCAAGAACUCGUGGGUGAAGGAGAUCUGUGGCAUCCAGCAGCGCCUGGCCCUGCCCGUGUGGCACCCCCCAGAUUUCGAGGAGGAGCUGGCGGACUGCACAGCAGAGCUUGGUGAGACAGUGAAGCUGGCCUGCCGUGUGACGGGCACCCCCAAGCCUAUCGUCAGCUGGUACAAAGAUGGGAAGCCAGUGGAGGUGGAUCCACACCACAUCCUCAUCGAAGACCCUGACGGCUCCUGUGCCCUUAUCCUGGACAACCUGACCGGCAUGGAUUCGGGCCAGUACAUGUGCUUUGCAGCCAGCGCUGCUGGCAAUGCUAGCACACUGGGCAAAAUCCUGGUGCAAGUACCCCCAAGGUUCGUGAAGAAGGUCCAGGCCAUUCCUUUUGUGGAGGGAGAGGACGUGCAGGUCACCUGCACCGUGGAAGGCGCCCCACACCCUCAGAUCAGGUGGUUCAAGGACGGGGCCCUGCUGACUCCCAGCAGCAAGUACCGAACCCUGAGUGAGCCCCGAAGUGGUCUGCUGGUGCUGGAGAUCCUGGCAGCUAGCAAGGAUGACCUGGGCCAUUAUGAGUGCGAGUUGGUGAACCGGCUGGGCUCUGCGAGGGGCGGGGUAGAGCUGUGCAUGCAGAGCCCUGCUGUGCGGGCCCGGGAGCAGCUUCACAGGGAGCAGCUUGCCACUGUGGAAGGGCCCCCGUCCAUGCAGGUCACCAUUGAAGAUGUGCAGGCACAGAGGGGCAGCACAGCCCAGUUCCAUGCGGUUAUUGAGGGCAACCCACAGCCUAUGGUGACCUGGUACCGGGACAAUGCCCAGCUGGUGGACGGUGCCCGGCUGAACCAGCAGCAGGACGGGGCCACCUACUCCCUGGUGCUGAGGGACGUGACCCAGCACGAUGCCGGUGUCUACACAUGCCUGGCCCGCAACGCUGGCGGCCAGGUGCUAUGUAAAGCAGAGCUGGUAGUCCAUGGGGGAGACGGCGAGCUGGAGUCAGAGAAACAAAGUUAUCGAAGGAAACUGCACUCUUUCUACGAGGUCAAGGAGGAAAUUGGAAGGGGCGUGUUCGGCUUCGUGAAGAGGGUGCAACACAAGGGAAACCAGAUGUUCUGCGCAGCCAAGUUCAUCCCCCUGCGGAGCAGGACGCGCACCCAGGCGUAUCGCGAACGGGACAUCCUGGCCACGCUGAGCCACCCUCUGGUCACUGCGCUGCUGGACCAGUUUGAGACCCGGAAGACCCUGAUCCUUGUGCUGGAGCUAUGCUCGUCAGAGGAGCUACUGGACCGUCUGUUCAAGAAGAAUGUGGUGACAGAGGCUGAGGUCAAGGUCUACGUCCAGCAGCUGGUUGAGGGGCUGCAAUACCUGCAUAGCCAAAGUGUUCUCCACCUGGACAUAAAGCCCCCCAACAUCCUGAUGGUGCACCCUGCUCGGGAAGACAUUAAAAUCUGCGACUUUGGCUUUGCCCAAAAACUCACCCCAGGAGAGCCACAGUACAGCAAGUACGGCUCCCCAGAAUUUGUGUCCCCAGAGAUCAUUGAGCAGACGCCUGUGAGUGAAGCCUCCGACAUCUGGGCCAUGGGGGUCAUCUCCUACCUCAGCCUGACCUGCUCGUCUCCAUUCGCUGGUGAAAGUGACCGAGCCACCCUCCUGAACAUUCUGGAGGGGCGGGUGUCCUGGAGCAGCCCGGCAGCUGCCCACCUCAGUGAUGAUGCCCGGAACUUCAUCAAGGCUGCCCUGCAGAGGGCCCCUGAGGCUCGGCCCAGUGCAGCCAAGUGCCUCGCCCACCCCUGGUUCAAGAGGUCCAUGCCCGCGGAGGAGGCCCACUUCAUCAACACCAAGCAGCUCAAGUUCCUGUUGGCCCGCAGCCGCUGGCAGCGCUCCCUGAUGAGCUACAAGUCCAUCCUGGUGAUGCGCUCCAUUCCGGAGCUGCUUCAGGGCCCGCCCGACAGCCCGUCCCUCGGGGUGGCCCGGCAUCUGCGCGGCGACGCCAGCGCCUCGUCCAGCAGCUCGUCCUCUUCGUCUGACAACGAGCUGGCCCCCUUCGCCCGGGCCAGGUCGCUGCCGCCAUCUCCGGUGACGCACUCGCCGCUGCUGCACCCGCGCGGCUUCCUGCGCCCGUCCGCCAGCCUGCCCGAGGAGACCGAGGCUUGCGCGUCCGCCGCGGCCGCGCCUCCGCGCACGCCGCCCAUGGGCGCCCCGGGCUGCGUGCCCCGGCACAGCGUGGUCUGCAGCCUCUUCUACGAGCAGGCGGGCGAGGACACGGAGCGCGGAGGUCCCGCCGCGGGCGGCCGGCGGCAUCCGGCCCGGCGGCGGCACUUGCUCCAGGGCGGCUACUUCGCCGGCGCCCUGCCCGGCCUGCGCGAGCCGCUGCUGGAACACCGCGCGCUGGAGGAGGAGGCCGCCCGGGAAGAGCAGGCCGCCCUGGUGGCCAAAGCGCCCUCCUUCGAGACCGCCCUGCGGCUGCCGGGCUCCAGCGCCCGCGGAGCACCCGGCCGCAGCCGCUCCCUGGAGCUCGACCAGCCACACGCCUCAAGUUCCUCCACGGAGGCCUGUGGCGGAGGGCAGUGCCCUGGCCCGGCCCUCUCGAGCCUCCAGGCGGGCUCAGGGGAGGGCUGGCCAGGAGGGGUCACCUGCGCCAGGGAGAUGGAGCAUCUGGAGGGAUCCCAGCAGGGGCCGCGACUGUUAAAGUCCCUCGGUGUCGACCUGGGGUCCACUAGGCAGGAGGGGUCCUGUCAGGACAGCUGUGGGGGGCAGCCCGCCCCUUCCAUUCAUCCCUUGGAAGGCUGUGGCCCCCAUAAGACUGUUACACCACAACCUUCUGGUUCCUUCCCUUCAAAGCAGUGCACAGGUGACUUGGCACACUUAAGCUCCUUCCUCUCUGGGGAGCCAACAGCUCUGGUCUCCCCAGCCCAAGAAAGCCCCCAGCCAGGCUCUAAGAAGGGAACAGAGCACACUCCUCUGCCUGGGAGGCCAAAUCUUCCUAGCGCUCCAGGGCUGGCCUUCCCAGUGGGCACUGAGCCCGGCCCCUUACAGGAUGCGGAGGCCCUGGCCGUGGAGCUGGAGGACACAUCAGAGGUCGAGCCCAGCCCAAAGCGGCCUCAGGAGCAGGCCACCACACGGAAGUUCUCCGUGGGGGCACGCCGUGGGGGCUAUGCAGGAGUGGCAGGCUAUGGCACCUUUGCCUUUGGCGGGGACGCGGGGGGCAUGCUGGGGCAGGGCCCCCUGUGGGCCAGGAUGGCCUGGGCUACCUCUCAGUCCUCUGAGGAGCAUGACGAUGCUAGGGCCCAGAGCCCGGCCCCCCAGGCCAGCGCAGCACCCCCUCCUGAGGUCAGUGGGGCAGCUCUAAGGGCCUCCCCGGAGUUGAGCUCAUGGGAGGACUUCGGUGGAGGCUCCCAGGUGUCCCUGGUACAGAUCCGAGACCUGUCUGGGGACUCGGAAGGGGCCGACACGGUGUCCCUGGACAUCUCAGAGGUGGAGCCUGCCUACCUCAACCUGUCUGACCUCUACGACAUCAAGUAUCUGCCCUUCGAGUUCAUGAUCUUCAGGAAAGUCCCCAAGCCUGUGCAGCCAGAGCCCCCACCAUCCCCUGAGUCUGAGGCUGGGGAGGAGCUGGCGGAGUUCCCGGAGGCUGGGUGGCCUUGGCCGGGUGCACUGGGCCCACCGGCCAGCUUGCAGAUCACAGAGGAGCCAGAGGACAUGGAGACCCUGCUCAGAGAGACUGUGGGCAGUAGGAAGCGCAAGUGGUCACCCCCCUCGGGUGGCCUCUUCCACUUCCCAGGGAGGCACACGCUGCUGGAGGAACCUGUGGAGCUGGGUCUGCGCCGGAGGGUGAGGGCCUCCGUGGCCCACAUCUCCCGCCUGCUAAAGGGCAGGCCUGAAGGUCUGGAAAAAGAGAGUCCCCCCAGGAAGAAGGCAGGCCUGGCUUCCUUCCGGUUGGGCCUGAAGAAUAGGGACCGAGCGCCAUCAUUUCUAAGGGAGCUUGCAGAUGAAACAGUGGUCCUGGGCCAGUCCGUGACUCUGGCCUGCCAAGUGUCGGCCCAGCCAGCUGUACAGGCCACCUGGACCAAAGACGGGGCAACCCUGGAGAGCACCAGCCGCAUCCUCAUCUCCUCCACACUCAAGAACUUCCAGCUUCUGACCAUCCUGGUGGUAAAGGCCGAGGACCUGGGGGUGUACACGUGCAGUGUGAGCAACACGCUGGGGACAGUGGCCACAACGGCUGUCCUCCGGAAGGCAGAGCGCCCCUCGUCUUCUCCACGCCCGGACAUUGGGGAGGUGUAUGCCGACGGCGUGCUGCUGGUCUGGAAACCUGUGGAGUCCUACGGGCCUGUAACAUACAUUGUGCAGUGUAGCCUGGAAGGCGGCAGCUGGAGCACACUGGCUUCUGACGUCUUUGACUGCUGCCACCUCGCCACCAAGCUUUCCAGGGGUGGUGUGUACACUUUCCGGACGGCCUGUGUCAGCAAGGCGGGCAUGGGACCUUACAGCAGCCCCUCAGAGGAGGUCCUCCUGGGAGGGCCCAGCCACUUGGCCUCGGAGGAAGAGAGCCGUGUCCUGCCCCCGGCGCAGCCCCUCCCCAGCAAGCAGACCUUCGCCUUCCAGACGCAGAUUCGAAGGGGCCGCUUCAGCGUGGUGCGGCAGUGCCGGGAGAAGGCCAGCGGACGCGCGCUGGCCGCGAAGAUAGUGCCCUACCGCCCCGAGGACAGGACUGCAGUGCUGCGCGAAUACGAAGCCCUCAAGAGCCUGCGUCACCCGCACCUGGCCCAGCUACACGCCGCCUACCUCAGCCCCCGGCACCUGGUUCUAAUCUUGGAGCUGUGCUCGGGACCCGAGCUGCUGCCCUGCCUGGCGGAAAGGGCCUGUUACUCGGAAUCGGAGGUGAAGGACUACCUGUGGCAGAUGCUGAGCGCGGCCCAGUACCUGCACGCCCAGCGCAUUCUGCAUUUGGACCUCAGGUCCGAGAAUAUGAUCGUCACCGAGUACAACUUACUCAAGGUCGUCGACCUGGGCAACGCCCAAAACCUCGCCCAGGAGAGGGUCCAGCCCCCGGAGAGGUUCAAAGACUACGUGGAGACCAUGGCUCCUGAGCUCCUGGAGGGUCAGAGUGCCGUCCCGCAGACAGACAUCUGGGCCAUAGGCGUGACAGCCUUCAUCAUGUUGAGCGCGGAGUACCCAGUGAGCAGUGAAGGGACACGUGACAUGCAGAAAAGCCUUCGCAAGGGGCUAGUCCGUCUGAGUCGCUGUUAUGCGGGGCUGUCCGGCGGCGCCGUGGGUUUUCUCCGGAGCGCUUUGUGCGUUCACCCGUGGGGCCGGCCUUGCGCGUCUAGCUGCUUGCAGUGCCCGUGGCUAACCGAGGAGGGCCCUGCUCGCUUCCAGCCCGCGGCCGUGACCUUCCCAACUGCGCGCCUGCGCGCCUUCGUACGCGAGCGAGAGAAGAGGCGGGCGCUGUUGUACAAGAAACACAACCUGGCCCAGGUUCACUGAGUACGUGGCCUGGCAGAGAGGAUGUGUGUGUGGGGGGAGGGUGGGCUUCACCCCCUAGUGUUCCCUCUAGGACUUGCUGUAUACACACCGACACACCAAUAAAAAGCAGAACUGGA